This is a messenger RNA of Astyanax mexicanus (Mexican tetra), 3927 nucleotides long. Its product is annotated as caspase recruitment domain-containing protein 10-like. Lineage: Eukaryota; Metazoa; Chordata; Actinopteri; Characiformes; Acestrorhamphidae. Bases 173 to 3226 code for a protein of 1017 amino acids. The transcript has 25 exons. Gene Ontology annotation, biological process: regulation of apoptotic process. Gene Ontology annotation, molecular function: protein binding. The record is from RefSeq and is a predicted model, not a curated record.
AGAGAGAGAGAGGGAGGGAGGUAUGUGUGAGUAGAGUAGAGUAAGGAGGGUAAAGUCGUAGCUCCAGUCUUCUGAAGUAGCUCUGAUUCUUCUGGGAGAGAGUGUGACUCUGAACUGCAGGACUACAGGACUCUACAGGACUUAGGACUCUUCCUCCACUCCAGCAGGAGAGAUGAGUGGUACCCCUCAUCAUGACUCCCUGACCCCACGUGUGUGUGAGUGGUCUUUACCUGAUGCUGGUGAGGCUGAGAGCUCGCAGGUGCCCCCGUGGGGUGAGGAGGCUUAUGAGGAAAUGUGGGAGCGAGUGGAGGGGGUUAGACACAAGCUGACCCGCAUCCUGAACCCGGCUAAGCUGACCCCGUACCUGCGGCAGUGUAAGGUCAUCGACGAGCAGGACGAGGACGAGGUGCUGAAUUCCAGUCAGCUUCCACUGCGGAUCAGCAAGGCUGGUCGUUUACUGGACAUCCUCAGGGGACGUGGUGAACGAGGGUUGCAGGCUUUCAUGGAGUCGCUGGAGUUUUACCAUCCAGAACAGUACACACAGCUCACAGGCCAACAAGCCACACAGCGCUGCUCCAUGAUGCUCGAUGAGGAGGGUCCGGAGGGUCUGACUCAGUUCCUGCUGUUGGAGGUGAAGAAGCUGAGGGAGCAGGUGAGGUGCGCCCGGCUGUGUGAGCGCAGGUUGUCUCAGCGCUGCAGAGUGGCAGAGGAGGAGCGCAGCCGAGCAGAGAGGAAAACACAGGACCUCAGACAGGAGAGAGGACAGAUGGAGAGGCUGAGGCAGGACUGGGAGGCAGGGGCGAGAGAGCUGGGCAGACUGAAGGAGAGGCAUUUGGAGCAGGCCGUGAAAUACACCAGAGCCCUGGAGGAGCAGCGGAAGGCCUCCGCCCGUGAGAGGGAGUUACUCACACAGGUGGAGCAGCUGAAGAACAGACUGAUGGAGGCAGAGAAAAGUGCUGGAAACCCCACCUCCACCCUUUCCAUCAAGAGGACCAGCACAGUGUGCGUAAACACAGAGAGCCCCCCUGCUGGACAAAACACAAAACUGCCCACUGAGGCGCUGAAAGACCACUUUACUGGAACUCAGGCUCUGCUGGAUAUCCUGCAGCAGGACCGCAGAGAGGCAGCAGAGCAGAGGCAGGAGCUGUGCAGUACCGUCCUCAGACUGCAGGCGGAGCUGGAGAGCGCAGAGGCAGCCAGAGAAAAGCUGGAGGCUCACUGUGAGCAGCUGCAGCUGAGGAUGCAGACCCUGCAGCUGGACUGGGAGGCGGAGCAGAAGAGGAGUGUGUCCUACUUCAAUCAGAUCAUGGAACUAGAGAGGGAGAGGGACCAGGCUCUGCGCAGUCGGGACAGUCUGCAGCUGGAGUUUACAGACUGUCUGCUGGAUAAGAACCGUCUGCGUAAGAGAAUAGCAGAGCUGCAGAGCAGUCUGGAGCAGCAGCAGAGAGAACUGGGGAAAGAGAAGGAGAAAAACGAGAGAAUCCGAGAUCAGAGCAGCGCCCCCUGCAGGCAUGGGUCUGAGUUCUCUCUGCUCAGUGAGGAUCAGUGUUUUGGACCCUGCUGUUCUCUCAGCCUAAACCACCACAACGGCACACACCAGAUACUCUGCAUGUCGCCCUCUACUGGCCAGUACAGUGAACAGUCAGAAGACUCAUUCUCCAACUCUGAGGAUAAUAUCUUCAGUCCGCAGUGUGACACUGCAAAGGACAUAAACAGGCUGUCCAUUUUCCCGUUUCCCCCCUGCACAAACUCCAUGAUCCGCAGAGUCAACACUGAGUUUGAUAUGGACUCUUGGGGCAGUGAUGAGACUGACACUGUUACAGAUGAUUCUGAGUCGUCUCUGUGGGUGUCCUGCGCUUCUCUAUCAUCUCAGAUUUUCCCUCCUGAUCUGGAAAAUCAUUCAGAAGCCAGCAAACCUUUACUACUUUCAGAGCCCCUGCCUGUCGUCCCCUCACCCCCCUCUCCACCCAAGAACGUGGGCCUGGCUAAUGACAUCACUAUUGUGGGGGGCAACCGGCUUGGAAUAUUUGUGCAGACGGUGAGGGCGGGUUCACCGGCAGAUAAAGCUGGUCUCAGAGAGGGCAGUGAGCUUCUGCAGCUGGAGCAGGAGCUGUUUGAUGGUGGACGGGUUGAUCUGAGUCAGUGUACAGGGGAAGUGGCUCAUUUCUCUCUGCAGUGGUGGACUGAACCAUCUUCUCUGAAAUACAAGCUUAAUGAGGAGGGUUACUCUCGUUUGAACAGUGAGCUCUCCUCUCCCUCCUUCACGGGUGCUGACUCUUUUUACGUGCGUGUGAACCUGGACCUCUGUCCACACGGUGACCCACCCUGCCUGCGCCUGAGCUGUAAUGACAUCCUGCACGUGACGGACACUCGAUACAACGGGAGGUACCAGUGGCGCUGCACACGGGUCGACACACACUCCGCCAGAGCGCUGCAGGCUGGAGCUGUGCCAAACUAUAACAGGGCACAGCAGCUGAUGUUGGUGAGGCUGCAGACGAUGACACUGGAGCAUAAAGACAGCAAGAAAAAGUUUCAUAGGAAGACUCCUGAGCGUAUGCGGUUGGUGAAACCAGCGUCUACGAGCUGCCGCAAGAAUGGCUCCUUCUCCCCGCUACUCUACACACUUAGUAACCGACAUGAGGAUCAGUUGAUCCCCUACAGUUUGGUGCAGCCUGUGGAGGUUGAUUGUAAACGACCUGUGGUGUUUUCUCCCUCUCUGCUCUCCCGCCGACUCAUAGAGCGAUUACUGCAGCCUGCAGAGUCCGGACUGCACUUUAACACCUGCCAGCCAGAGCCGAUCUCAGUGUGUGAGCAGCAGGAUAAGAGUGUGUUCCUGCUCGAUUAUUCAACAUCAGACCAAACCCUGGGAAUCAGACUGCAGAACAUUCAGGAGGUUAUAAACCAGGACAAGCACUGUCUGUUGGAGUUGGGACUGAGCAGUGUUGAGGGUCUCCUGAGGCAGGGUCUGUAUCCCAUCGUCAUCCAUAUCAAACCCAAAGACAAGAAGGGCAGGAAGUUCCGUAAAUUGUUGUUGUGUGGGGGUGAGGAUGAGCUGAUGUUGGAGCUGCAGGCUGAGGAGCUGCAGUUGGAGACUCUGCCGUUGCUGUGCUGCACAGUGGAGCCCAACAUGUGGAGCUGCACCGAGGAGCUCCUGACCGCCGUGCGCAACACCAUCCACAGCCAGCAGGGGGCGGUGGCCUGGGUGGAAAUGGACAGGCUGCAGUAGAGCAGCAGAUGCGCCAGGGGGCAGAGUCUCCACUUCUUAUUCUUUUCAAUUUGCACAAAAGCACAGACUUAUUAUUUAUAUACGUAUUUUAAUUAUAUUAUAUAUUUGUAUACUUAUAUUAAUGUAAUAUAUAAGUAUAUAUGUAAUAUAUAAUUAUAAAUGAAAUAAUUUUAUAUUUUAAUGAAUAAAGAAGUUUUAUUGUUCAUUUAAAAUUAUUUCACUCACACAUGCACAUACAGCUCUGGAAAAAAAAUAAGAGAUCACUUUAGUUUCUGAAUCAGUUUAUGUUUGAGUAAAACGAACAUUCUUGUUUUAUUCUAUAAACUACAGACAAAAUUUCUCCCAAAUUCCAAAUAAAUAUAUUGUCAUUUAGAGCAUUUAUUUGCAAAAAAGGAGAAAUGUCUGAAAUAAAAUAAAGAUGCAGAGCUUUCAGAUCUCAAAUAAUGAAAAAAAAGUUAAUCUUCAUACCUUUUUCAAAAAUAAGUAUUUGGUACAAUAACCCUGUUUUUCAUGCAUAUUGGCAUGUUCUCCUCCACCAGUCUUACACGCUGCUUUUGGAUAACUCUAUGCCACAAAACCAAGGUCAUUCAACCAAAUCUUGAUUUCUGAACUCCUAAAACUUUAUGAAUAUUAACUUGUUUUCUUUGCAUUGUUUUGAGGUCUAAAAGCUCUGCAUCUUUGUUAUUUUAGCUGUAAAGAAA